Molecule: messenger RNA, 684 nt
Organism: Eucalyptus grandis
Lineage: Eukaryota; Viridiplantae; Streptophyta; Magnoliopsida; Myrtales; Myrtaceae
Exons: 2
Coding region: 28-684 (218 amino acids)
Source: RefSeq, a predicted model, not a curated record
GUGCAUAAUCAAGCUGAGAGAGAGAGAAUGGUGAACGCUGUCAAGAUUUACAAGCCCCUGUUGCGAGCGACCAUGAGGCUCGCCGGAUUGACACCUCAAAAGAUCGAGGUCGAACCUGGGACUGUCAUGAAUAUCUGGGCUCCGACCCGAUCCAAGAAGAAUGCCAACAACAGUAAAAAACCAGCCGUCGUCUUCCUCCACGGCUUCUUUGCUGACGGCAUCCUGACAUGGCAGUUCCAAGUCCUCGCCCUUGCGAGGGACUAUGCAGUCUACGUGCCGGACCUCCUCUUCUUCGGUGGUUCCUCCACCGGCGACGGCCGCCGGACUGUGGGAUUCCAGGCGGAGUGCCUGGCAAGGGGGCUGGCAAAACUGGGAGUGCAGCAGUGCACAGUGGUCGGGUUCAGCUACGGCGCGGUGGUGGCGUUCAGGUUGGCCGAGUUGCAGCCUGAGCUGGUCGAGUCAGUGGUGGCGACGUGCUCUGGCCCGGUGUUGACGGAGUCGCUGAGCCGAGAGUGCUUAGAGAGGUUGGGGUUUCCGACGUGGUCGGAAUUUCUGUUGCCUGAUUCGGCGAGUGCACUGAAGAAGUUGCUUGAAAUUAGCAGCUUCCACUUCCCCAUACUCCCCAAAUGUGUUUUCAAGCACGCUUUAGAGGACCAAGCACUAGAAUUGAUGGAUGGUGGUUGA